Messenger RNA from Scylla paramamosain (green mud crab), 1087 nucleotides. It is a transcript of the gene mRpL10, whose product is annotated as large ribosomal subunit protein uL10m-like. The transcript is spliced from 6 exons. Gene Ontology annotation, cellular component: mitochondrial large ribosomal subunit. Gene Ontology annotation, biological process: translation. The record is from RefSeq and is a predicted model, not a curated record. Bases 201 to 983 code for a protein of 260 amino acids. Lineage: Eukaryota; Metazoa; Arthropoda; Malacostraca; Decapoda; Portunidae. Gene Ontology annotation, molecular function: structural constituent of ribosome.
AAAAGAAAAAGUAAGGAACUUAAAAUACAUACGCAAAAAUUCAUGUUACUAGGAAAAGCCGAUAAACUACACAAAAACUACACGAACAGCUGUGCUGUAGUGGUGGUACCGGUGUAGUGGUCCGCUCUGGUUGACAUAACAAGCUCAAGCUCAAGGAUUGUAUUGAAGCAUGUAAAGUUGAGCUUUACAGGUAGUCCAUCAUGUCUGUGACUCAAGUCAGCCGGCUUUUACCUGUGAGGAAUCCAAUCAUAACAGCUGUGAGAACCAGGACAAGAACUCCUAACAUAAGUAGGCCAGCAGUGCCCCAUUUCACACGUGCUGUGGUCCUUGAGCUGAUAAAACCCAUCUACAAGAAGAAAGAUGAGAGCAUCCACCCAAGGGAAAAGUGCAGGAGGAGGCUAAAGGCUAUUGAGGGAGAGACGAAGCAGGUUAACCCUUAUGAGCAAAUCCUAGCCAAUGAAUUCCGGGAGAAAAUAGAAAAUGCCAAGCUUGUCGCAAUAUUCCACAUGCUUCCCACAACAGAAGCAGGGCUGACUGCAGCUCGAUUGCAGCUCAUCAAGCUUGAUUUGAGAUACGUAAAACAUAAUAAUACGAUUAUGAGACUUGCUUUCACUGGUACUAAACAUGAGGCACUCUUAAGCCUGUAUAAGUCCACCACUUGUACUUUUGUUGGUGAUGAACUUGCUGUGGCGAAGUUGCUGAAGAUUCAGAAGAAGUUAAGCUGUCUAGUAUUGCUUGGUGGUAUUGUGGAAGGAAGGUUCAUGAGUGUGAAGGACCUGGAGCACUAUGCCAGCCUGCCAUCUCUACAUACCCUCCAGGCACAGCUUGUCAGCAUCCUUGGCACCCCAGCCCAGCAACUCUCUCAAAAUCUCUCUGCCAAUCAGAUGGAGCUGUCUUCUGCCCUGUCUCGCUAUGCUGAUGACACAAAGCCUGAAGGUGACCCAAAGCCUGAGGGUGACUCCGAGGCCUCACCCAGCCCGUAGUUGGCAAGGUGAACUUAAAGCUUUGAAUUGUACAGAAAGAAUCACGUGUAAUAUAAUGUAAGAUUUUGUAAUAAAUAUUAAAUUAGAAAUCCAUUGAGAGGUCA